CUCCGUUUCCCCAUUUGCACCCAACAGCUCAAUAAAACACCGACCUGAGGAAGCGUCUUCAAACGCUAGUUAGUAUGUGCAAAUUCCAGGGCGAGCCAGUUAAUCAUAAAACAUGCACCUAGAAAUCCAGCGAGCCUCCUCCCCGUACCAGUAGCACUGCCACAUGACCUGUACAGCAGGAAGUAGACCCACAGAAACCCCGUAUACAGCAGAAAUUUGGCUCUCUCACACUUUUCGGCACUUGUUAGGUCUUGUUGGAAGAAGGAGACGAGAAAAUUAGGAAGAUGUACUGGAGACUUUUCGUUAUGACAUUUGCACUUGCCGUGCUUGGAAGUACGAGUGCUGUAGAAACGGGAGGAUGCUCUUUGCUGUCCACCUGCGGGGAAUGUCAGAGGAACAAUCAGUGUAACUGGCUGCAGUGCAAAAAUUCAACAAAUUCUGAUUACCUGACUGGUUCUUGUGUGAAUGCCAGCGAGGCACUUGGGAAUACUACUGCGGAGUCCUGUGAGCGGGUAGCAAAUGGCUCAUGUGCAGAACUUGUAACUGACACCACCACUGCCUCAGUUGCCCCCACUGGCCAUGCUACCCCCACCGUCCAUGUGACCACAGUCAAUGGCACCACCAUAGCUCCAACCACAGGUUCUGCAAAUGCAUCUACAACCGCAGCGGGUCCCAGCGUUGCUCCAACUCAGAAUGGCACUGUAACAACAGUCUCUCCCACCACAAACAGCAGCAGCACCACCACCACACCCGCAGUGCAGCCCACUGCGGCCCCGCAGAAGAAGUCCACCUUCGAUGCGGCCAGCUUCAUCGGCGGCAUCGUGCUGGUGCUGGGACUGCAGGCGGUGGUCUUCUUCCUCUACAAGUUCUGCAAGUCCAAGGACCGCAACUACCACACCCUCUAAUCGCGGCCCUGCGGCCAUCUCCCCCAGCAGCCAGUCCUGCCCUACGCAAACUGUCCCACUCCUUUCAAACAGUGUUUCCGAGCGCUUGCUGUCCUGACGCCGUGCCGUGUGCAGCCUGUGGAUCUGACCUUAGCUCUGAGGUAGGUCACGACCUGGAUGCAGUCUUUCCACAAGCUGCACAUGCAAGGCAAGGCUGUCAGACUAUGGUGACAUCAUGACUGGCUCUAGAGCAGAGAUACUUAAGCUGAUUGGCAGAAUAGAUUGCGUCUCCUUUCAACCCAGCCUCUCCAGUACCCUGUCUGACUGCAGAGGCCCCAACUUAAAAUGAACAAGUGCUGACCGAAACGCUUAUAUUUGCUCCCCAGCGGACCGUCCCUUCAGCACUUCAUUUAAGAGUCAUUUGCAUAAAAGCCUGAGGGGGUUGGUGUGGAAAGCUGCAUAAUAAACGGCUGAAUACAGCAGCUUUGGAGCACAGUGUCCUUGUCUCUGAGCCUUAAAUUGCUUCGGAAACACUGUUUGAACUUCCCUGAAAUCUAAUGUGUUUGAAUAUGGAAGAUGCAGCAUUGCUUGUAAGGCUUUUGUCACCUUCGAAAGGCUUUGCGAUUUCUAUGCAAAUUGAUAGUUUUCAUCAGACUGCAAAGUGACAUUUUAUAUUGAAAAGCAAUUCUCCAUCCUCCCAACCCGAAUUCCAAUUAGGAAGAAAAUGAUCUAAUAGAGGAGGCUUUUUUGGUGAUGUAAGAUAUAUCCUCCUGCUCAGGAGGCUAGCUCCAAAUGCAGCGUUUAGUUCACAUGGGUUGCAGGAGCCCCGGUUUAGGCCUCUUGCCGUUAGCCCACUAGAGACUGCCUCGACGCAAUAAGCAAAUUCAGCAUUUCCCGUUUUCCCAUUAUUUAAAAGUAGUGACCCCCUUGCAAACCGAUCACGGCGAGUGUUUGUAAACUUUUUGACACCAAACAGAUGAAAAGAAGCCUCGCAGGCACUGGCGUGUGUCAGUUCGGCUUGUGUGUGGAGGAGGGUGGGGCGCAGUCUGCACCCGAACUGGCUCUGUGUGCGGCCCUGUCUGGGAAGUACUCGAAGAGCAUGCACCUUCUUGAUGUGGACAAUGAUGGGAGAAAAGUGCCUUAGGGGGGUGCCAGCCAGGCAGGUAAUUAGGAGAGGGGCCCCCAGCUCCUGAGGAAUCAUUGCCCCUUUGUUGAGUUAGUGUUCUAGAACGCGGAAUCCUGGUGACGCUGUAUCGCUGUGCUGAUAUCGGUGAGUAGAUCCCAGCUGGACUGAUUGUUGUAUUGUUGAUUAACAUAAUAGUGUACCUUUGUGGGAUUUUUUUUUUUUUUUUUUUGGAUGCCCAUGGACUCUCGUUAACCAGAGCCGAGCACGUUUCCUCUGCAUCGUCUAGGCACAUUUGCGUGGAGUUCUGUGUUCCUUUGAGAGAGUUCGUGGCAUGACAGAGGUCGAGGUUCUUUGUUGUAUUGGCUGUUUGCUGCCCCUGCGACUCUCAGCCGCUUGAAUGAUGAAAAGUGUCAAGACAUUUCUCUGCGUUUCUCAAAACUACAGCAACUUGCCACAUUGGUCAGAUGAUUGUAAAAUUGUCUUCACAGUAGACCUGUUGGCUUCAUGGUAAACGUAAGAACAUGCUGAUGUGUGUAGUUGCUUGGUUUUCUACCGAAGGUAUUUACCGUAUUUUUAAUUGUUUGCUUUUCCACUAAAUUUAACCUCUAAAAUAAGGUUCUGAGCAACUUCCCUGAAAUUGACCUUCAAGUUAUCAUUUAAUGUUAAAAGCUUUCUUGGGAAAAAAACUUAAUGUAUGUGAACCUGUCUCUUUAGAGUUGUGGAUUUUUGUAGUUAAUUUGUUAAGGAAGUCCUCUGUUCCUCUCAGUUAGCCACAGAGUUCGUAACUGACAAGGUGGUCGGUAGAUAAAAACGGUCAGAGGCCCAUGGUUGAGCUUUAGGUUCAUUUAUUGGUUUUUCUCAUGUUCUUUUUUUUGUUUUAAACAUUUUUCUGGAUAUGAUUGUGAAAUGGCCAGAUGAAGGAUCCUUUGGGGAGCCUGUUGAUGGAGUGGUCUCUUGGUUCGUCUUAGUGUUGAGACAAUCGGCUCAGGUUUGUUUUGUUUUGUUUUUUUCCUUUCUUUUUGUGCAAAGAAGCACGUUAGAUGUUUUUGAAUUGUAAGAUUUCAACUGUGGAUGUUUUUGGGCUUCAAACAUUUUAGCAUACCAAUUUUCAUCAAUAAAAAUGCUUUCAAGCGUAAGGUCACAGCUAAGCAUGUAAAGUGGAGCAUUGACCAGGCUUUGCAUUGUAUUGUUCUUAUUAUGUAUUCACUGUGUGGCCAAAAUUUCACUAAUGCCUGAUGGGUAAUUCUUUGCAAAUUAAGUUGCCAAAUGAAAAAUGUUGCCUAGAAUGAACACCAAUAUAAUAUACAUGUUAGUGCAUGGUGUCUUUGUGCCAGAAAAGGCAGAGUUGUAUUGUUUGUUAUUACUUAACUGAAGACACAAUUUCAAAUAGAUUUUCCUCCAUUUUUGCGUAAGAGCAGCAUUAUGCUACAUCCAAAGAGUCAGUCUACGGCAAGUACAGUUAACACACUGCCUUAGUUUAAAUUCCAUAUAUGCAUCAGAGUCCACAGCCAAAACACUGGCACUUCAGAGUUUUCAUUGUUCUUCGAGGUAGAGCUAUAUUAGGCAUUACAGAUGCUGUGCAAGUGUUGAAAUGCUUGAGCAAUACCAAGCAUGCACCAGAAACUGCUGUGUUUCUUUUGCAGCCUUCAGAAAAAUAUCUGCAUGAUUUCUAAUAUCCGAGGUAGAACAAGUUCACCAUCACCGAUAUGUAUAAACCAAUGUGUUUGUUAUCUCAAACAGUGUUGGCUCAAGUCUGAUUGGUCAGCAUGUUAAAACUAUAGCUGGCAUUCCAAGAUAUUUGUACCAGUAAUUUUACUCACAGAUGUUGGCAAGUGAAAACCAACAGCAAGGAAUAUAAAGUGGUGGAGUGGAAGUUUGUAUGUGCCCUCUUGGGUAAUAGACUUCCAUGACAACAACUAAAUAGUUCUCAUUCUUCAGAGCCUGCAAGCUAAAUGCUGGAUAGUGUUAACGUGCUCUUCUCACUUCUACACUGAAAUAAAGAAUGUCACGUGCACAUUGAAUGAGCGUAGUCCAUAGUCAGAUCAAAAGUGCCUUAAUCGGUUCAGCAGCCUCUCACUUUCAGUUGUCUCCGGAUAAACACGACACACCAGUAGAAACGCAAAGGGAUUCAAACUGUCUCAUACCCUCACAAACACUCAGCCUUUCUGAAGUGAAUUUAAGCUGCUGGUUUUGCAAUGUAGUGUAUGCCUUUCUUCACUGUACCCAAGAGCCUGAAUGGGACAGUCACAUUUUCCACAGAUAUUAAAACAAAUUCUAUUUUUUCCCUUGUUGUUCUCUUGUUUUCUAGUGUAAGCAAAUGUUGUUUCAACCUUUGCUCAACCAAGGUGGAGGUCAGGCUUAAAGUAGUGCUGUUAGCCUGGUGUAGCUUUGACCCCCACACGUGCUCAAAUUUAGACACUUGCCAUUGCAUAUGUAGCCACAAAGCCUGCCUUAAUGUUUUAUGCUUUUUAAGUGUACCUUUUCAUGAGUCUUGUUUUUGCCUUUUGUUUUUCUAGUUUCGCAGUUAAAGAUUGAAGAUGUUAAAAUCAAUAAUAAAGAUUUGGAUAUUGUUAAAAUGAC
Megalops cyprinoides (Indo-Pacific tarpon) is the source of this 4590-nucleotide messenger RNA. RefSeq names its product CD164 molecule, sialomucin (gene cd164). NCBI's taxonomy places the organism in Eukaryota, Metazoa, Chordata, Actinopteri, Elopiformes, Megalopidae. The record is from RefSeq and is a predicted model, not a curated record. The transcript is spliced from 6 exons. The coding region runs from base 285 to 905 and encodes 206 amino acids. Gene Ontology annotation, cellular component: cytoplasmic vesicle.